Molecule: messenger RNA, 3231 nt
Organism: Loa loa (African eye worm)
Lineage: Eukaryota; Metazoa; Nematoda; Chromadorea; Rhabditida; Onchocercidae
Product: CBR-ELKS-1 protein
Exons: 17
Coding region: 304-2601 (765 amino acids)
Biological process (GO): regulation of synaptic plasticity; neuromuscular synaptic transmission; maintenance of presynaptic active zone structure
Cellular component (GO): cytoskeleton of presynaptic active zone
Molecular function (GO): structural constituent of presynaptic active zone
Source: RefSeq, a predicted model, not a curated record
UUCAUAAAACAUCUGCUUUAUAAUACCCAGGAUUCCAUUUACAAUGAGGUUUUUGUGAUAAACAAGCAGUUCUGUAGGCAAUACGCAGAAAUUGCAUCCAGGCCGACCAAUUUGUAUCUACCAGGGACCUUUUGCUCGAUAGGUGCAGGCACUAAUUGGAAUCGGCAGCAAAGUGCGCGAGAAACUUCGACGCAGUUGUUUACUCAGUACAAACCCAGCAAUUGCUGGCAGAACGGUGCUGCAGUGGUAUAUCGCAGCCGUAGUACUGGACCUUCAAAUUUCACCGUGGAAUCUAAUGAAGUAAUGAAUUCCGUUUAUUCCGGUAAUCGACGCUUUGCUGCUUUGCAAAGACAGCACAAAUCUCUUGACGGAAUGCAAUUGAACGAGUACGAAACAGAUGAAGUUCGACCUCUGCUGCCUUUGGAUAUUUCUACGGCAAACGCUGAUAUGAUAUCGUCUCAGUAUUCUGGACCGUCUUUAUCCAAUCCUACAACAACAAAUGCAUAUUUUUGGAAGCAACCAGCGAACAUCUAUUCAUAUAAUGGCGAUACUUAUGGACUAUCAGAUACACAAUCCGCUCGCGCUUAUAACCUUUUAAAGCAAGAUUACGAAAUGGCUAUGCAGAAGUUGAAUUCAACUAUGAGUUCUAUAAAAACAUUUUGGAGUCCUGAACUGAAACGUGAAAGGCAAUUAAGAAAGGAGGAAAGCGCAAAACUUGCGGCUUUGCAGAAACAAACUGGACCUCAGAACGGGUCUGGUUUUCGAGUUGUCGAAUUGGAAAUGGAACUUGAAAACUGUCGAUGCGAGCUAGCUGAGAAAGAUGAAACAAUUAGGCGGCUCAUGGAGCGCACAAAUGCAGCUACAUAUCGUGAUGGUGGUAGUCGUAUGUCUGAUCUGGAAACACGAUGUAAUCAGUUAGAAUCCUUACUUGAAAUCCGAGAAGAACAGAUUAGAUCGAUGGAACGACACUUUUCCCAAUUACCAAUUGCAUCAUCUCAGGCUGCUAAGGAUCAGCGAAUAGCAGACUUAGAAGAUGAAAUUGCGAUGUUACAAUCAGAACGAGCGGAACUUCCGCGUGAUUUUACUGAUAAAACUAUAACUCCUCAUGAAAUCAAUACAAUUCGUAUGAAAAUGGAACGGAGUGAAUUGGAAUUGGCACAAAAGAUAGCUGAACUCUCUGCAGUCCAGACACGAUUACAAGCUGCAACGGAAGCCAUCGAAGAUCUUAGGAAACGUGUUGAAGUUUUUCGUGAAUCAUCAGCAGCAAAGGAAAAACAUGCAACGCUGUUGCAGUCUGAUAUCGAAGCACUGCGUACUAAACUUGAAACCAAAAAUAUACAAAUAGAACAAAAAGAAAAAACCUCUGAACGGUUGGAAGCAGAUUUAGCGGUCGAAAAGAACAGAGUAUCAGACCUUCGCGAUAGCAAUAGAAAUUAUGAGCAAAAAAUCAGUCAGUUGUUGGCUCGGAUUGGUGCUAUGGAAGGUGUACUGCACGAAAAGGAAAGUGAACUAGAAAAGGUCAAGCAAAAACUUUUGAAAAAUCCGGACGUGCAAAAGGAAGAAGAGUUGCAGAUGCAGCUUGAUGAAGCUAAUAGGGAAAAAAUGAGGAUGCAGUCGUUGCUUAACGAGCUACACCAUAAUGCAGAAAAAGAAAAAGUGCAGCAAUUAGAAACAUUUCAAGCGGAAAAUCGGCAAUUAAUAGCUACAAUCGAAAGUUUGCAAAAAGAAUUAGCGGACCGAGAAGUACUACUAGAGUCACAAUGUGAAAAAAUAGGCGACUUGGACCGAGAACUUGUAACAGCAGAACGGCAAUGCAAAGAUCGUGCACCACAGCUUUUAAACGACGAAGAGCUUGCUGAAGCAAGAAAAGAGAUUGAAUCCCUUCUUCGAAUGGUGCAAAUACUUGAGAAAGAAAAAGCUUCUAUAAUUUCGCACUAUAAACAACUGCAAAGCAAAUUGGAAGAUAUUCAUAAAGGUGAUGCUGCUUCGACAGUUGGUCAAACUCGAUCCGAAUUUUCUGCCAUCUCAGCUGAAGGAUCUCUUAAAUCUAGAGUGGAGGAACUAGAAGAGGCAUUGCGUGAAUCAGUAAGUAUAACGGCCGAAAGAGAGCUUCAUGUGGCCCAACAAAAGCAGCUCAAUCAGCAACUUGCUGCUCAAUUAACCGAAUGUCGCCGUGAAUUAAAUGAGCUUCGACGACAUGUGAAAAAGUUGACAAGUAAUGAGCGAGAAGAAAUGUUGCGUUCUUUGGAAGUUGAAAAGCGCAGGCAUAUCGAACAGCUACUGCAGCUGAAGCAUGAAGCGUUGGUAGCAGCAAUUGCCGAAAAGGAUGCUCACAUUGCAUUAUUGGAGCAGUCGAGGGAAAGACCACGAGAAGAGAUAGAGACCCUACGCCGUCAUAAAGAAAAAUUGAUGGAAAAAUUAAAAGAAGAAAAUGAACGUCGCGCCCAACUUCUCAACUCCACUAAUUUAAGCGUAGCCAACAAUCUGUCAAGAGAAGGCGGUCUUGCUACGGUUAGUGCUGCCAGUGCUCCAGGAAGUCUUGCUACACCGCGACAGGCUAUUACAGAUCAGGAAGACGACGCAGAAGGUAUUUGGGCAUAGAAGCAUUUCAAGUGAUAAACGAAAAUUAGAAAUUUAACUGCCGUAUUUCAUUUCUUCCAAUUAUAUUUUCAGUUGUUCAACAGUCGUUUUCACUUCGCUUUAUCAUCUGUACGGGUUUUUAUAAUUUAUAGACAUUUACCAGAUAUCGGGUCUUUGACAGUUUAUAUUUUCUUAUGGUGUAUGCCACCUCACAGUUUGUUCGCGAUUCAUCUGUUACAUUUUUGCAAAGUAUUUUGUACACUCACACAUAAUUGAUAUCAGAAAAGUUAUUUAUUCAUUCCAACUUGAAUCAUGUACUAAGUUGUUUUGGUCUUCCUUUAUAACCUUUAAAAGGAUUUUUCUUGAUGUAGUUAAAUCACCACUUUCUUUUAUUCAGUUAACUGUUGAUAUUCGAUAUCUUUAGGAUUAAUUUUCAGCUUUUUGGAAGAAGUAUCUUCGACACUGUCCGUUUUCUGCAUUUUCACAUACAAAUCAUCAUUAACUAUUUCUCAUUUCGGUUGAAAUCUUGGACAGAGAGGUUAUCUGAAUGUUUUUUAGGCCUGAGGAACCAUUUCCGUCUGUGCUUACUUGUUCCACAGUUGCGCACUUCAUUAUGGAUUUCGAAAUAAGUUAGCUACAUUUAAAAAGGUG